CAAGGAUGAACGCCAAUUUCCAAGAUGGCGGCGGAGGGAGGAGGGAAGGAGAUGAACGAAAUUAAAACUCAAUUCACCACACGGGAAGGCGUCUACAAACUCCUCACUCACUCCGAAUACAGCCGCCCGAACAGGGUGCCUUUCAACUCGCAGGGCUCCAACCCCGUCAAGGUCUCCUUCGUCAAUGUGAACGACCAGUCCGGCAACGGCGACAGGAUCUGUUUCAAUGUGGGCCGGGAACUCUACUUUUAUAUCUACAAAGGCGUGAGAAAGGCUGCCGAUCUUAGUAAGCCCAUAGACAAGAGGAUAUACAAAGGAACGCAGCCCACGUGUCAUGACUUCAACCCCAUCACAGCUACAGCAGAGAGCGUCUCCCUGCUGGUGGGUUUCUCAGCCGGCCAGGUGCAGCUCAUCGACCCAAUAAAGAAGGAAACCAGCAAACUCUUCAAUGAAGAGAGACUUAUAGACAAGUCACGAGUAACGUGUGUACGAUGGGUUCCUGGUUCAGAGAGCUUGUUCCUGGUGGCUCACUCCAGCGGCAGCAUGUAUUUGUACAACGUGGAGAACACCUGCGGCACCACGGCGCCUCACUACCAGCUCCUUAAGCAGGGUGAAAACUAUGCUGUGCACACCUGCAAGAGCAAGUCGGCUCGCAACCCAUUACUGCGCUGGACAGUGGGCGAAGGGGCGCUCAAUGAGUUUGCCUUUUCCCCGGAUGGCAAGUUCCUGGCUUGUGCGAGCCAGGAUGGCUUCCUGCGGGUGUUUGGCUUCGACGCCGCGGAGCUCCACGGAACAAUGAAAAGCUACUUUGGUGGCUUACUGUGUGUGUGCUGGAGCCCGGAUGGACGGUAUAUCGUGGCGGGUGGGGAGGACGACCUGGUGACUGUGUGGUCGUUUUCAGACUGCAGAGUGAUCGCACGGGGGCAUGGUCACAAGUCGUGGGUGAGUGUGGUGGCGUUUGACCACUGCACCACCAGCGUUGAGGACGGUGACCCCCCUGCUGAGUUCAGUGGUAGUGACGAGGAGUUCCACGAGCAGAUUCACUUUGGUGCGGGCAGAGACAGAGCGAACAGCUCUCACUCUCGGCUCUCUAAGAGAAACUCUACAGACAGUCGGCCUGUUAGUGUGACCUACAGAUUCGGCUCAGUGGGACAGGACACCCAGCUGUGUCUGUGGGACCUAACGGAGGACAUCCUCUUCCCUCACCUCCCUCUGUCCCGCACUAGGACUCACACUAAUGUUAUGAGUGCCACAAGCCCUCCAGCCACUGGACAAACUACGACUACUACUACAAGUACUACUACUGCUACUGCUACUACUGUAUCCACCACUAAUCCCAGUGGCACUAAUGGUAAAGACAAUGGGAGCAAUAGUAGCACCAGUGGCAACCCAGCUAACUCCCUCCCCAACACCCUGCCUCGGUCCAACAGCUUGCCACACUCCUCCAACCCAACAGGGGGCAGCACGCCCAACAGUCACACCGGCAGCAGCAGCAACAGCAGCAGCACCAAGGGCAACAGCAUCAUCGACAGUGCUUUCAUUGCCACCGGCGUCAGCAAGUUCGCAACGCUGUCGCUACACGACUCGCGCAAGGAGCGCCACGAGAAGGACCACAAGCGAAACCACAGCAUGGGCCACAUCAGCAGCAAGAGCAGUGACAAGCUCAACCAGCUCAGCUCGUCGCGGACGGCAAAAGCGGAAGCGGCAAAGACUCUGGGCACGACGCUGUGCCCGCGCAUGGAGGACGUGCCGCUGCUCGAGCCGCUGGUGUGCAAGAAGAUCGCUCACGAGAGACUCACUGUGUUAAUCUUCCUUGAGGACUGUCUGGUAACAGCCUGUCAGGAGGGUUUCGUUUGCACAUGGGCUAGGCCGGGGAAAGUGGGAUUGCUAUCAUCUCAAAACAACCCAGCCAACUCCCCCAGUGGAACAGUAGUAUAGCCCCAGUGCUGGUGCUGCUAAUGACAGCUCCAUGCAACAGAGACGGGGGGAUGACCAAGGCCAAGGCCCCUGCAGCGCUUCUUCACACACUGUCACACACCACAUGACCUCCAGUGUCACCUUCGUUCUCGUCACUACAACCACCCAGAUGCUCUCUUUGUGUUAUUGUUUAGACGUUGGCCAAGCCAGGGUUAGAAACUUGAUGCCCCUUGUGUCUGGGGGUAAAAAAAAAGGGUGCUAUUGGAAGUAAGAUGGCAAGCUUUAAAUCGUCCAGGAGGUUCAUGGGAGGGAUCGACUGGCUCGUUGUUCCGUCUGUGGUCAUAUCAAGUCGUGUCUAGUCUGAAACUCUAGUACCCAAUCCUUUGUGCCUGUAGAUCUUCAAAGACUAGACAUGCUGUGAGCAUUGUGGUGAUGCCUCAACCUUUUCUAUGGGUUUAAUUCGGACAUUUUUUCCUACGUUUUCGUUCUUCAAAUGCAGAUAAAGGGAAACAGAUGAGGGAUUGUGUCGCAGCAACGCCAAGUCUCUUUCAUUUCCCACCUCCUGGGCGAUCUCUUGUGCAGCCCCCGGUCCUCGACGCCUGUUCAAGAGAGCUUUUUACUUCCUUUACAAACGUUUGAAUCAAUGGUAUCACACUUUAAAGUGUAUUUGCACAGAUUUUCUUUUCACUCUUGUUUUCCCCAUUUUUGAAAUCAUGACGGUGGAACACAAGCAAAAGACAGCUCUGGAAGCACUUGGGGAAACGGCUCAUUAUUGCCCUCUGUCUCAACGCUGGAUGCUGCAAUCAUAGUUUUUUAUAUGGAAAAAAAAUUGUUUGCACUUAAUAGUUUGUUAGAGGAGAAUGGCUUUACAUUUUUGGAGUGUGUAAGGACUCCUUGACAAGGUUGAAAUAUAAAUAGAAUUUAAAAAAAAAACAUUUGUAUCUAUUGAACAUUUAUUUUAAUAUUGUUUCAGAUUACAUG
This is a messenger RNA of Epinephelus fuscoguttatus (brown-marbled grouper), 2898 nucleotides long. It is a transcript of the gene wdr20b, whose product is annotated as WD repeat domain 20b. The record is from RefSeq and is a predicted model, not a curated record. Bases 25 to 1938 code for a protein of 637 amino acids. Lineage: Eukaryota; Metazoa; Chordata; Actinopteri; Perciformes; Serranidae. Gene Ontology annotation, molecular function: protein binding. The transcript is spliced from 4 exons.